AUGUUCCGCAACGCUGCUGUCCGUGCUGCCCAGCUCUCUGGCCGUCGCUUCCAGUCGACUGCCUCGGCGCCCGUCCUGGCCCAGGCCGAGCAGACCUUUGCGACUCUGCCCAAGACCGAGCAGGUGCAGGUUAUCAAGCGGCUCAACGAGGUCAUGAAGGGAGACUGGACCAAGGUUUCCGCUGAGGACAAGAAGGCCAUCUACUAUGCUACGUACGGCCCGCACAACUACCGCCGCCCGCACGUCAAGAAGGGAGAUAACAUGAAGGUGGCCAUCGGCGUCAUCGCCACCAUCGCGGUCAGCUUCACCAUCUCGUCUCUGGUCCGCUCGUCGGUUCCCAAGCAGCGCACGCUGAACAAGGAGUGGCAGGAGGCUUCGAACGAGAUUGCCCGCGAGGCCAACAUGAACCCCAUCAGCGGUAUCUCGUCGGAGGGCUACGCUGGCAAGGGUUUCGUCCAGCACGACUAA
Molecule: messenger RNA, 468 nt
Organism: Linderina pennispora
Lineage: Eukaryota; Fungi; Kickxellomycota; Kickxellomycetes; Kickxellales; Kickxellaceae
Product: cytochrome c oxidase subunit V
Exons: 3
Coding region: 1-468 (155 amino acids)
Biological process (GO): mitochondrial electron transport, cytochrome c to oxygen
Source: RefSeq, a predicted model, not a curated record